AUGCAGGACAACAAAGCUCAGGGUAUACGAUCAUCGAAAGAGCCUUUCAGGAGAAUGAAUUAUGAGUUACGACCCAGAGGCAACAGAGUGAAAUCGUAUAGAAUUCCUGAAACAUUUAGUAGCUCUGAUGGAGAAGUAGAUAAAAGUUAUUAUGAUGAGGUAAAGUAUCUUAAUAAGGAUCAAAUGAAAGCAUACAUAUGCAAAAUGAAAAAAGAAAUUGAUGAAUACAAAAUGAGAGAAAUGAAUUAUGUUAUUGAAAUAAAAUACUUGAGAAGAAAAAUAGAAAGAUUAAAAGGGAUGUUAGAAAAUGAUAAAUUUUUGUUAAAACACCAAAGAGCAUUUUCUUUGAGGAGUCAGGAUGGUUUUUCCCUUAAAAGUGGUAUCAACGAAAUAAAUUCAGAAUACACUGGAAGUCACUCCAGAUGGUAUAAAAGAAAUAAUAUUUCAGAAGGAAAUUUUCGUGAUAGUUCUUUUACACAAAAAUAUCGAGGUGGUGGUGAAGGCUGUUAUAAUUAUCGCUUUCGUAAGGACAGUUUUUUCGAUGAGAGAUGUUCAAACGUGUCUAUUAAAAGAAUUAACGAUAGUAUACAUAAGAACAAACCAAUGAGUGUUAAUAAUUUCACCGAUGGGUGUAGAGAAAUAUCCAGGAGAAGUGAAGGGAAUCAAAUGAUUUUCCCCAUGAAAGCAAAGAAAGAACGUAAUCAUUCGAGUAGUAAUUCUUGUAGAAUCAACAGUAUGAAAGAUAAUUAUGUUAAAUCGCAUAACAUUUCUAGAUCUGGAAAAAAUGACAAAAAGAUGAACAUGGUAACCAUGGGAAGAGGUUUCGACCCUCUCCUAUCAAACAGAAGUUAUUCUUCCACAUCUAAAUUUCAAUUAAAAAAACAUUUAAUUUCAAAUAGUAAUAAUAUACGUAAUAUGUCUACUGAUAUCAACAGUACUAUCACAAAAGAUAUAAAAAAUUAUUACAACUCAAAGCAAAGUAUUAUGUCUGGUGCGAGUCAAAAAAUGUUUUCUGCCAGUUUGGCUUCUGUGAGGAAAUUCUCAAAUUUGUACAACGGAAGAGAAGGUAGAACACAUUUUCAGAAGGAAUGUUUUAGUAUAAAAAAUCUUAGCAAGUUAACACCAAAUGAAAUAAAAAAAAAACUUAACUGUGAUUUAUUUGAUUAUGCACAUCACCAGAGAAUCCUCAGCAAAAAGUAUAUCUCUCCAUAUGCCUUCAAAAAAAAAACAAAUAUGAGCAGAAUAUCUAUAUGCAAGAAGGGUAUUCAACAUAGCGGUUCCAACACAAAUUCAGCAACACUUGGGAAGAACAAUGUUCCAAUUCCAGCACCCUGUGAAGGGAAGGAGAUAAUUUCAAGACCAACAGAAUAUCUCAGCAACCAGAAUGACAAAGCGGACUCCGAUUGUGUGAAAAACACAGAGGAGAUGCAAAAUGACGAAAAAAUGGAUGAAUCGCAGGACAGCACGGAUUCUAUUAAAAGAAUCAAAUCAUACUUAGACACACAGAGAGGAAAAAAAAAUUCAAGUUGUCGUAUGAAUAAGCAGGGUGCAACAUUAACAAGUCAACGGUCCAAAGAAAUAAGCAGCAGAACUGUUCUGACGAAUAGAGGCACCCUAUCGAAUAGAAAUAUUCUAACGUCUAAAUCAGAAAAACAUACAGAUCAAAACUUGAACACAAAUAAUGCAAUCCCUGUUAAAUUGCGUGAUGGAGCACAUUUGAAAAAAGAAGAAAAGAAAAAGAAACCAAAUGUUCAUACAGACGUUAAGAAAAAUGUAGAUGUAGGCAUAAAAAGCAUUUUUAAAAAAGAGUUAGAAGAAUUAAAAAGGAGAAAAGACAUAUUGAUAUCCAAAAGGAACGACUGUUGUGAUAUUUCCUUCGGUAGUAGUAGCAGUAGUAGUAAGAGCAGUUACAACUUCCAAGAUGAUAAGGUCGGCCAUGAACAUGUGGAAAACAGAGAAAAAAUCUCCAGUAAGCAAAGUAAAACCAUGAGUAAUCCGCUAAAAGAAUCGAACAUUUUAAACAUCUCAUUCAAUGACUUAGAUAAAAGAAUAAGUAACUUGAAAAAUUAUUUGAAAAAUACCAACAAGUGA
This is a messenger RNA of Plasmodium gonderi, 2091 nucleotides long. RefSeq lists its product as hypothetical. Bases 1 to 2091 code for a protein of 696 amino acids. NCBI's taxonomy places the organism in Eukaryota, Apicomplexa, Aconoidasida, Haemosporida, Plasmodiidae. The record is from RefSeq and is a predicted model, not a curated record. The transcript is spliced from 3 exons.